CGUCAUAAACAUUUGACGUACUUUUUUAGUUAAAUCGAUAAUUUAAAAUGGAUAGCAAACUUCAAACUAACAGCACAUCAAAACCAUCUAAACCACGUUUUAUAUUCGAAGAGCACAAUGAGUUUAUCAAAAGAGAGCGAUCAACAAAAGAAAAACUUGUUUUAUACCCUGUUAUAAAUAUAGAUGUUGUGAAAGAGGAAGUAAACGAACCAGAGCCAUGUAAUAAUGUAGAUUUUCCUAUUGAAACUAAUUUAAAUAACCAGGUAAAAGUUUUGAACACUUCAGCACCAGGUAUUGCAAGAACCAUCAAACAGUAUACAAGAAAGAGUAAAAGAAAUAAUAAGAGUUCUCUUGCGCCACAACUCAUCGAAAGUGAAACCCAGAAUGUUGAAAUCAAAAUGGAGCCCGUGGAACCAUUUGAAUUGGUUGAUAUUAAAGAAAAUAGGGUCAAAAUUGAACAAAUCGACGACAGUGUGAUAAAAAUUGAAAAUGAAGACACAGUACCAGUUGUCAUGGAUGUCAGAAAAGUGAAGAAAGGAUACGUAGCGUGCGAUGAUUGCGAGUACCAAACGUCUAGACGGUAUUCCCUCAUCAAUCAUAUAACAGCUAACCAUAACAAAAAGAAACCAAAGAAAAGUAUAACUCAUAAGUACAAGUGCGAUUUCUGCGAUGAGAAAUUCCCUACGAUACAACAACGACAGGAGCACACUAAAACUCACAAUGGCAAAGGCCUGUUCUGCGGAUGUGGGCAUGGAUAUUGGAAGUUAAACCACAAGAGACGCAACGGGUCGAAAUUCUUUUGUAACCUCUGCGAACACCAAGCAUGUUCCAAAAGCUUGCUCGACUGUCACAUAAUCGAAAUCCACAAAAUGAAAUCACUCACUUUCAAGUGCAACAAUUGUCAAUCAAGAUUCUCCGAGAAAAGUGAUUUGACCGCCCAUUUAAGAGCGCAAGACAAAAACCUUUUCACCGGUUACAAGUGCUCCAGCAAAAAUGCGAAGAAAUGUAAUAGAUACAACGACUUCACAUUUGACUACGACAUGUACAUAUCCAAGGGAAAGAAAAGUUUGUUCGAUUCGAGCAAUAAACAAUAUGAGUGUACUCAGUGUUCCUAUAAGUGUGCACUGAAACAAAAUUUGAAAACGCAUAUGGAAACACAUACUAAUUCAAAGGAGAAGGCCUAUACUUGUCGGUUUUGUAAGUUCAGAUAUUCCUCUUAUGUUGGCCUGGACCGACAUAUGAUGAAGGUCCAUCCACAUAAAAGGCCCUACUUCUGUAAACUGUGCGACUGCAAAUACUCUCGGAUGAAUGAUCUGGUGAGGCAUAUCAGGUCUCAUUUCGGGAGGAACUGAGCCAAUGGCGCUCACAGGGAAACCAGGGUAGGCAUUAGUAGGGUUCCUCUUUACUAGCCUGUCUUCUUCUCUCUGGGCUGAUUUCCGGACUUAAACGUUUCCGUCUGUUGUGCGUGCGUUGCCCCUCCCCGCCGAAGUCUUCACUCCAGCCAUCCAAGCUCGCUCCAGAAGCCGAGUAGACCGCCCAGGUUGCCGAGGGCUUCAUGAAGUGAGGUUAGGGAUCUAGCCAGUCAAACAGUCUAGCCAGUUUUUUUUUAAAGACUUUAUUAGCCAUGUUAAUCAUGACUAUUCCCCUUUCCCCUCCAACUAAGCGCAAAGCUGUGUUAGGAGUACUGCCGACCUUUCGGAAUUCAGUCGGCUCCUUAACCAUUGAGCUAUUGAGGCUCUUACCGGUAUUGUAGCUAACAGCUUGGGUAAGCAGUGCUUUUAUGCCUGUAUGACGCGCCACUGACUGAGCUGAUGAUACAGUAUACCCUAUCCAUGGAAAGAAAUUAGUAUAAAACUCUCUAUUACGUAAUUCUAUACAA
Molecule: messenger RNA, 1879 nt
Organism: Maniola jurtina (meadow brown)
Lineage: Eukaryota; Metazoa; Arthropoda; Insecta; Lepidoptera; Nymphalidae
Product: transcriptional repressor CTCF-like
Exons: 2
Coding region: 48-1352 (434 amino acids)
Biological process (GO): regulation of transcription by RNA polymerase II
Cellular component (GO): nucleus
Molecular function (GO): DNA-binding transcription factor activity, RNA polymerase II-specific; RNA polymerase II transcription regulatory region sequence-specific DNA binding
Source: RefSeq, a predicted model, not a curated record